GAUAUUGAAAUUCAUUUGAAAUAAACUGCAGAUUGAUAGGAUUGAAGCAAUCAUUGAAAAGCAAUCAUUCAUAAUCGUGUUCCACAUAUCCAUCAUCCUAGCCUUUUCAGCAUAAAUUAUCAUCAUUUGAAGGAUGGCAUUCAUAGUAUUAUCAUUAUUGUUGGUCAUCCAAUCAUCAUCAUCAUUGAUGACCAUUCAAGCCCAUAAAUUGCCAUCAUCAUCAUUAUCAUUAGCUUCAAAAUCUAUUUAUAAACCUGCUGCUGUAUAUAAUGAAUCAUUUGCAUCAACAUAUCAAUUAAAAGAUGGUGAAAUUAUUACUAAAUUACAUUGGAAUAAUUAUUCAGCCAUUGAAACUCGUUAUCUUCAUAUUGAUUUAAUACAGCUAACACGUAAUGAACAUGAAAUUAUUCAAUUCUGGUUAACCGAUGGUCAAUUAAUUGAUUGUGAAUAUACGAAUGAUAGUAAAACUAUUGAAAAAUUUCAUGAACAAUUUAAUAAAAUUAAUCCAAAUAUUCAUAAAGAUUCAAAAUCAUUUCAAAUGAUUGAAAAAUAUAAUAAUUUAACUAAAAUAACAUCAUUACCUGAACAUUUAAAACGAUUAAUCGAUUAUGAACGUUAUGAACAUGAAUGUCAACAAUUACAUCAAAAAAUUCGACAACAUUAUCAAUCAAAAAUUAUUAACAAUAAUGUAAAUGAUGAUAAAAAUUUGUUACGAUCACGAAGACGAACGAGAACAAAACGAGAUUCACUUUUAUUUCCCGGUACAAAAUGGUGUGGUAAAGGUUCGAAUGGUAAAGUUUUUGAAGAUCUUGGUGAUUAUUCAUUUGCUGAUCGAUGUUGUCGUGAUCAUGAUCGAUGUAAAUAUUCAAUUGGUCCAUUCGAAAAUCAAUAUCAUCUAUUCAAUUACAGAUUUCAUUAUGUUUCACAUUGUUCAUGUGAUGAAAGAUUUCGAUCAUGUUUAAAAGUGGCCAAUUCAGGAGCAGCAAAUCUAGUUGGUAAAAUUUAUUUUAAUGUUGUCAAAACCAAAUGUUUUAUGUUCAAAAUGGAUGAUAUGUGUACUGAUCGUACAUGGUGGGGUAAUUGUAUUGAAACAAAAAGAAGAAAACGUGCCGUAUUUCGUGAACCAAUGGAAUAUUGAAAUUUGAGAAUAUAGCUAUAGCUUUAGAUAACUAACCAAUUGAAAA
Molecule: messenger RNA, 1184 nt
Organism: Dermatophagoides pteronyssinus (European house dust mite)
Lineage: Eukaryota; Metazoa; Arthropoda; Arachnida; Sarcoptiformes; Pyroglyphidae
Biological process (GO): phospholipid metabolic process; arachidonate secretion
Molecular function (GO): A2-type glycerophospholipase activity
Source: RefSeq, a predicted model, not a curated record